AUGGCUUUUCUUGCCUUGGCUGUUGCCUGCAUCCUGUCGUCUGCAACCUCUCAGCGGCAGGACUGCUCUGGUUUGGAUUGUGAGUUUGCAGCUGACCAUGCGAACCACUUCCAGCUGCUCCAGUACACGAUGUCUGCACGUGGUGGUCAAGACUUCUCCGAGUGGAUCGGGAAAGGUGGGAAUCUCAUCAGGUCGGGGUCAACGUCGGCGAUCCCGCCGAAACUGUCGGCGGGUCCCACCUGGUCCUGGACGGCUCCGAACCAUGGAAUUGUGCGUGGAUCGCCCAUAGUGGAUUCCAAGGGUGCCAUCUAUCAGUCAUCCAUUGACGGCGAGCUGUUGAAAUUCUCGCGGCAGGGCAGCCUCCUGUGGACUUUCAGCACGCAGGGAGUCCCUCUGCCCGGCAAUCCCGUGCUCCUGAAUGGCGUCCUUUACAGCAUUGAUACACAUGGCAAGAUGUUUGGUGUUGGCUCCGACGAUGGGAAGCUCCUGUGGCAGACGGCAGCCUGCGAAGUUGCCAGCGGGGAUACGCACACCAUCAUUGCCGGCGAAGGGCUGGUUCUUGCUUCCUGCUUGAACAAGAACGAGACAGCUACUUUUGGGUCCGCGACCACGGUGGUUGCGUGCAAUGCCACGGAUGGGGCCGUUCUCUGGAAGUUCCGCCCAGACCAGCACGUGUACAAUUGGAUUGGAUCAAUUCAGAGCGGAUCCCUUCUCUUCUCGGACGCCUUGGGGGGCACCUACCGAUUGAGACUGAAAGAUGGGUCGGUCGUCUGGAAGAACCCUGCUCCCAGCUCGGCUGUUACCACCACAGGCGGCUUGACAGGGGCCAGCAAUGGCCUGGCCUAUGUCACCAGCAACUUGGAUGGAAGUACGAAAGCCGGGCUGCUGACAGCCUUCUCUGCGGAAGACGGCCAUCUUGUGUGGCAGAGGACGUUUCCCAAGUUUCCGGCGAACUCCGGCCCGGCGGUCGUGACGCAUGGGGACCGACCAAUGGUUGUGGUCGCUAUCGGGACGAACCCUGGCCUGUACUUGGUCGCGGGGGCUGUGCUCGACUUGGACCCGUUUGAGCACAGUGCGGACCAGCGGCAUCCCUCCAAGGCGGUGGCUCUGGAUCCCCAGACGGGGCAGAUCAUCUGGGAGUACGACUUCCCUGACUGGCAUGGGGCCGCGGCUGGUGACCGAUUCAACCACAGCUGUCUGCCGGACUCGUGGGCCAAUCCCGUCAUCGCUGGGGAUGGUGCUGUCUUUGUGGCCGGCAUGUCUGGCAGAGUCUACCGCCUCAUCGACACGGAUGGAAAUGGAAAGUUGGAGGCAGAACGUGGCGAGGUCUCGGAUUUUGAUACUGGCAAUGCCUUCCAGGCAGCCCCAGCGAUCUCGGAAGGCGUGCUGCCAAAUUGGCUGGGCAGAAAGAAGCGUGCUGGUCCAGCAUGUUGGGGGCUACAGUGGGAGGACCUAAAUCAGGACCUCCUCAUGUUGGCCCAUGAGAUGGUGAAGGUGGCCGAGGAUGGACCGGGCGACGCCAUGGUCCAGACAGCAGGUCAGGUCACAGACGCCCUCUGGCGGCAGUUGAACCUGGACGCCUUGGAUGCGCUUCUUCUUCGCUGGCACUGCUGGCGCGACCGCCAGGGGUUGCAGAGUUUGGGAAGCCGCGACGCGGAUUUUGGCCCCGAGGACCUGGAGGAUCUCCAGGAGGCUGUGCGGAAGGAGCUAAACUGGCACCCUUCGGAGCUCUCGUACCACCUCGUGCAGGUCGUGGUGGUGGCGGAAGGCCUGGUGGCGCGGCGGAUGCCUCACAGGCGCCCAAUUCUCACCGCCAAGCUCCCCGCUGGCAUCGUGAAUGGUGAGCAGGUCCAAGUGAUGGUCCAAGCUGCUCAGCAGGCUGAUGGCACCCCGUCCGACGAAGUGCGAGUCAGCCUUGUCAAUGCGAAUGGUGAGGAGAUCGGGGCGCAGCAGAGCCGCAUGCACCUGAUCGGAAAUGCGGAGGAGCUCCUCCGUGCCUUCUCCUCGGAAGAGCUGCCCAGGGAAGAGGGCGCCGAGGGAUCCCCGAUUCCCAAAUUCACGGGUCUUGGCCCGGUUGGCAUCGGCACACCCGCUCGCAUCCAGCAGGACUCUGCCAUCGGCCCAUCAUCUGCCGAAGCCCAGCUGAGCUCGGGGCAUGCUCAGCGGGUGAGCCUCGUGCCAGCUUCCCACUGCUACUGCCUCCUGAUCGCGCCCACUGCAGCCGUGUUCAUCGACGUGCGCCCGAAGAGCCUCUUCAACCAGAGCCACCUUUUUGGGGCGUGGUCCGUGGAGGUGUUGAGGAAGGCGGGCAGCCAUGCCGCCAUCAGGUCUCAAUGUGACCUCAAGUGGCUGGUGAUCGUAGGCGCCCAUGAAAGGCCGCUGGAAGACGAGGGUGUGCUCGAGGUCCUGGAGCUCAUCCGCGAUCUCGGGGUCCGUCCCAUCUCCCAACGGCCGCUGCUUCUUCUUGGAGGGGUGGGGGAGUUUCAGAGGCGUUUUCCCUUUUGCAUGCGCCCUGCUGGCAAAGAACAGCAGAAGCCUCUGCCCUUAUGCCCGGCAGAGGUGGUCGAACCCGGUCAGGCAUCCGUUGUCAAGGGCGUCCGAGCUGCCAAGAAGCGAGCUCUGUACCUUGGCACUCUGGCUUGCUUGAGCAUGAAGAAUUCGGAAGCCUCGCGCGCCCUGAAGAUCUCUGCCGCCGUGCGCAUCGUGGAGGCGAGCUCGGAAGAUCCCGAUGGCCCGAUGCUGCCCGGCCUCAACCUUUCGGACGUGCGUGUGCCUUCGCCAAUUCCUCGGAGCCUUGAAGUAGAGGCUCAAAAAGAGGGAGAUGACAGCAAGAUCAGCACAAGCUCGUUCGAUCUCACCGCGCAGGCGGUAGCGUCGGCCGCCCUGGAAGCCUCCAACCGAGCCCUGUCCAUGGGAGUUCCCUGCCUCCUCUGUGGGCCUUGGAGCUCCGUGGCUGCCGCACUCUAUGUCAGCCGCCUGAAGCCGUGGACGGGCGACGAGCUCAUUGCCUUCAUCAAGGAUCGAUGCCCGGAGGCCUGGAGCCACCUCGCUUCUGAGGCGCUCCGUCUGGGCCUGGAGAUCUUGCAGCCACGGGGCGCGGCCACAAGCGCAACGCCGCGUGGCGAGCGGGCGGAAGUGGAGCAACUGCAACAGCAGCUCGCCCAGCGCCUGCGCCUGCGACAGGAGGAGGCCAGCCGCACCCUGCGAACGGUCAGAGUGGCUCUUGACAAGGUCUCGGCUGAGCCCAGCGAGGAGAAGUGGCGCCGGCUCAAAGCCAGCAACGAGCGGGUUGGCCGGGAGCUCCUCAGCCACCCUGAGGCCGUAGCCAUGCUGAGAAAAGCUGGCUUCGUCUCGGAGGAGACCUCGGGCGACCUGGUGCUGCCUGCUUCGGCUCCGCUCGAGGCUGUGCGGCGGGUUCUCCUGGCACUUCCGUCGCAAGACCGGGCAGCGCAGGGUGUGACUCUGCCGCAUGCCUGUGACGAGUGCACGACCUCGCCGCCUGCCGGCAUGGUAGAGGCCGAGCGCAGUUCCGCGGAGAAGUCUCCGCGGAUGAAUGGCGCAUCGGCAGCUGCUGCGAAAGGAGUGCUUCCGGUUAGCGAGCCAACGUCGGUGCUUUCGGCAUCGGCGGCUGGCAACAUGGCAAGGUUUUGGCACAGCUGUGCCCUGUGUGCCGCGUUGAUCAUGCCGCUACUGAUGACACCUCCGCUCUCGGACACGUCAGAUGAGGAGGUGGCUGAAGAUCCAACCGGCCAGUACUUGCAAGUAGGGGCCACCUUCUUCGCGGUGGCUGUCAUGGUCUGGACGUUUGUGGCGGCCUGGCUGUGCUACAGCGGGCCUCUAACGGAAGGCGUGCUGGCCAAGAAGACGGGCCUAGAAGGUGAGAGGACAGAAGGCGAGCCCUCCGAUCUCUCCGAGAGUGUCCUCCAGAGAGUAGCGCAAGGUUUUGCAGACUUCAUCAUCGAAAACAGCAGAAAGGAGGAUCCAGCAGGUGGUCAAAUGCGAAGCCUGGACUUAGCGAAGUUCGAGGAGCUGGUUGCAGUUGCUCCCGCAGCUGCGGCAUCGGCGCUUUAUGGCUACAAGGGCUGUAGUGGGCCAUCCAAGGAGGCGAAGGAGAAAGACAUCUCCUACGGAGGGAAGGACGUUUCCAAGUGCAGUGCCUCCGACAAGAAGUCACAAGGCGCACAGCUGUCGCGGGAGUUUUCGGCUGUAGGUAAAACCAAGAAAAUGGACCAGUUCCUAUGA
Messenger RNA from Symbiodinium natans, 4242 nucleotides. Lineage: Eukaryota; Dinophyceae; Suessiales; Symbiodiniaceae. The record is from the annotation of a GenBank genome assembly.